Molecule: messenger RNA, 811 nt
Organism: Caenorhabditis elegans
Lineage: Eukaryota; Metazoa; Nematoda; Chromadorea; Rhabditida; Rhabditidae
Gene: Y48C3A.18
Product: Threonylcarbamoyl-AMP synthase
Exons: 4
Coding region: 15-665 (216 amino acids)
Cellular component (GO): cytoplasm
Molecular function (GO): L-threonylcarbamoyladenylate synthase activity; double-stranded RNA binding
Source: RefSeq, marked reviewed
CAUUCCAAAAAAAAAUGACAGCCGGCGGCCGAAUUCUACGGCUCACCGCCGACAACAUUGAGGAGGCAAUUGACGCGGCGGUUUGCGUAUUUCUGAGAGGAGGAAUCGUCGCCCUACCAACCGACACUCUCUACGGAAUCUCCACCCUACUACAGUACUCUGACAGGCUCUACGCGUUGAAACAACGGCCGUACGAGAAGCCGCUCGGCAUUUUUCUGCCGAGCCCGACGGCGAUGAAGCUCGUCUCAAGGCAGACGAUUUCCGAUGAGCUAGCGAAUUGCCUCCUCCCCGGUCCAGUUACAUUAAUGUUCGAACGCCUUCCAUGCCUACCGGCGGAAUUUAAUCCGGGAGUUGUUAACGUAGCCUGUCGGGUUCCAGACUGCCCAAUUGUUUCGACGAUAUGCAAAAAACUCGGCCAACCGCUCGCUCAAACAUCGGCCAACGUCAGUGGAUCCUCACUCAACCCGACAUCAAUCGAUCAUUUCCGAGAUCUUCAUCCGAAUAUCGAUCUGAUCCUCGACGCCGGAUCAAUCAUCUCCAGUGGUGAAGGAUCAACGAUUGUCGAUUUGACUGUUGAAUCAGGAUUCCGGAUUGUUCGAAGUGGAUGUGCUGAGAAGGAGACGAUGCAGAAGCUUAAAUCAUUCGGAUUGACGAAAAUUCAGUGAUCUUGGGGUUGUGAAGUUGGAAGAGUUUUUCAAGUUUCUAGGCCACCCGACGUCACAAAUUCUGUAUUUUCCACAUUUUUCUAUGAUUUUUUCUUGUUUUGUACACUGAUUUUGUUGAUUUUUUGUUAAUAAUUCAUAUUUUUUGG